UUGGUAGGGAGGUUUUUGGUAUUAUUCCCGCGUUAUAGCCUACACCUGUUGGUGCUGGUGAGAACUAGGAAGUAGCCAAUGUUUUCACUUGGAGUAACCUGCACGCCUCUACAGUUGCUAAGUAGGUGGACGGAAUAUGAUUGAAGAGGACGUGCCAACCUAAGUUUAGGAGAAGAUUACUAAAUUAUCGUAUCGUAUUCCAACGUCGGAUUCGCAAAAAGCUACAGGCAUUGAACGAUCAAUGACCUGUCAACUUCUCAACGAUUGGCAGUGUCGCUAAGGCGUACUUCAAAGGCUGGUUCAACUAUGCUGAAACAGAAGGCACUGAGGGUGUUUGUUUUUUGUUUUUGUAUCUUUCUUUGGAUUGCAGUGAGGUUUUUUCUUCAUGAGAGUGACUUAACAAAGAAUGUUGAGAGGGCUUUCCCUCAGCAGCAGUUGCAGGAUGAGAAAAGCGGUGUGAAUGGACAGAAAUCAGGGGCCCUUGAUGGGGCUCCUCAUGGAGAAAAGGACUUGGCAAAUCUCAAGGCAAAUCUCAAGGCAAAGCUCAAGGCUGAGGUAGAGGAGAUGCCAAAGCAAUCGAAAUCACACAUAGAGCUAAAAAGAUCCAUUGAUGAUCUACAAAGACCCAUCAAGAACCUACGGAGCAUCGUACACUUAGAUCUGAAAGGUGCUGCGCCAAAAGUGAAAUAUCUCGAACAGAUCUUCCCUCUCUUCUCAUCUCUUGGAGCAAGUGCAGUUCUGAUGGAGUAUGAAGACAUGUUUCCAUAUGAUGGAAACCUUACUCUUCUAAGAUCCUCAUUUGCAUACAGUGUGAAAGACAUCAUGGAAAUAAAGCGACUAGCGACGAUCAGUAACCUCGAGAUUAUUCCACUGGUGCAAACCUUCGGACACCUUGAGUUUGUUCUGAAGCAUGACAAAUAUUUUGACUUAAGGGAGGUGGCAGAGUUCCCCAACAGCCUGAAUCCGCGUAUUCCCAGCUCCCUAGCACUGCUGAAGGACAUGCUGGCACAGGUCAUGAAGCUGCAUCCAGAAGCAAAGCACUUCCACAUCGGAUGUGAUGAGGUGUAUGGCCUGGGAAAGGCCCAGGACUCCAAGGCUAUAAGUCAAGAGGAGCUUGGGCAGCUCUACCUCAGUCAUGUUACUGCAGUGGGAAUGUUUAUGACUGAGACCUGGCCCAGUGUGAAACUGCUUAUUUGGGACGACAUGCUGAGAAAGAUCAGCGUUAAUGCAUUGAAAGAAUCAGGUUUGCCAAAACUAGCAGCCCCAGUGGUUUGGAAAUAUUUACCAACGCUGGACUUCAAAGCCAUAAAUGGCUGGUUAUCUAAAUACCAGGAAGCUGGGUUCAAGCAUGUGUGGUUUGCAAGUGCAUUUAAAGGUGCAUCAGGACCUGACCAGAUGUGGACACCAUUUGGAACCCACCUAUAUAACCACUUGUCUUGGCUGGACAUUGUAGCGUACAUGAGCAGCUAUCCUGACUUAACUCUAGAGGGUUUAAUACUAACUGGCUGGCAAAGGUAUGAACACUUCAGUGUCCUGUGUGAGCUGCUCCCAGUAGGGAUCCCUUCCCUAGCUGUGUGUCUCCAGACUCUUAAGCAUGGUUCGUUUAAUGAUAAGGCAAAAGCAGAGGUUCACCAUAUCUUGGGCUGUGAAGUAAAAUUGGAUAAAGAAUUAUGUUAUGGCAGUGGCGCCUUUGCUGGUGCUGAGCUUUAUCACCUGGUGCACCGUAUCCACAUAGAUUUCCAAUCAUCAGUGGACGACUUCUUGCAGAAUAGACACCUGAGAGGGGCUUAUAGUCGGUAUCAUCACAAGUACAGCUUUGGAAAUCCACGAAAUCUAGGCUUAUUCCAACAUAAGCUGAUAAGCACACUGAAGGAAUGGGAGGCUGUGAUAGAGAACCUCCGCUCUGAGAUGGAAGCCAUCUUCUUUCCAGACACGAUUGAGGAGUGGAUGGAGGAGAAUGUCAACCAGCAUAUGGACAUGCUCCGGAACAUGUUGCAAGACGUACAGAGGAUCAGCCAGCGCAAAGGACGUCCAAAAUCCCAAAAGGCUUGAUUAGGAUGUGACCUAUAAAGUAUAAGCGGCAAAUGCAGGGAUUUUGAACUAGCCUACAUGGCAUUGUUCAAAUUAAACUCAUUCAUAGCUACAAAAGCUAUCACUGGGCAGAAGAUUGUCUUUUGGAAAGACAGUAGAAAUGUCCUUUUUUUAAUGGACUUGUUGCAGAGAUGUUUUUGAGGAAUUGUUGUUUUAAACAAAAACAUGACAUAAAGGAUCUGAGGUGUUUCUGAAUGGUGGUGGUGUGUAAUCAGGGUGGAGUUAUAAAAACAAAGCAUUUAUACUGUCUGUAUCAAUCUGUUGCCACGGUGUGUGGAUCUGACUGCCAUGAAAGAGGCAGGUUAUAGGCCAAUGUGUACAGUUUUACCUCAUUUUCUUUUAAAUAACUUUACCUUGAGUGUAUAACAUAUUACUAGUUCUGUAAAAAGCAAAACAAAUGUAGUAGGCUAAUUUAAUAAAUAGCCUACCCCAGUGGUGAUUGAUGCAA
Molecule: messenger RNA, 2539 nt
Organism: Sardina pilchardus (European sardine)
Lineage: Eukaryota; Metazoa; Chordata; Actinopteri; Clupeiformes; Clupeidae
Product: hexosaminidase D-like
Exons: 14
Coding region: 307-2052 (581 amino acids)
Biological process (GO): carbohydrate metabolic process
Molecular function (GO): hexosaminidase activity
Source: RefSeq, a predicted model, not a curated record